Molecule: messenger RNA, 1225 nt
Organism: Ochotona princeps (American pika)
Lineage: Eukaryota; Metazoa; Chordata; Mammalia; Lagomorpha; Ochotonidae
Gene: LMO3
Product: LIM domain only 3
Exons: 4
Coding region: 442-879 (145 amino acids)
Biological process (GO): positive regulation of transcription by RNA polymerase II
Cellular component (GO): nucleus
Molecular function (GO): DNA-binding transcription factor binding; transcription coactivator activity
Source: RefSeq, a predicted model, not a curated record
GCUUCUCGGUGGUCGUGACAAGCGCUGCCUGGGCUCCGCUGGCUCCGUAAUAACUGAGUGACCUUUUCUGGGCUGGAUUAGGUCUGGCUGGGAAGGGAUUGCAUGUUGCAGCUGCGAGAGCCGCGGCUUCCUCCAGCUCGGCUCCGCUCACGCUGCUGGGGUAAGUUGUCGGGAACAGGACGGAGAGAGCCAGCCUCGGACUGCAUGCACUUGCCUAAAAGGAGAACACCUGUGGCUCUGAUGCGGUCAACACCUUGCCUUGGCGGAUCCUGGAGGACCUGAUUAUUUUAAACUUAAAAAAAAAAAAAAAGAUUCCCUGCCCCCCCCCUUUUUUUCAAACAAUGCUUCUUUUUGACCUUUCCCAAGGAGAAACGCUACAAAGCAGCCACUGUGCUCAGUGAACGGCCUCCCCCUGUAUCGCUUCAUUGAGAAGGUAUACAAAUGCUCUCAGUCCAGCCAGACACCAAGCCGAAAGGUUGUGCUGGCUGCAACCGGAAGAUCAAGGACCGCUAUCUCCUAAAGGCACUGGACAAAUACUGGCAUGAAGACUGCCUGAAGUGUGCCUGCUGUGACUGUCGUUUGGGAGAGGUGGGCUCGACCCUGUACACUAAAGCUAAUCUUAUCCUUUGUCGCAGAGACUAUCUGAGGCUCUUUGGCGUAACUGGAAACUGUGCUGCCUGUAGUAAGCUCAUCCCUGCCUUUGAGAUGGUGAUGCGGGCCAAGGACAAUGUUUACCACCUGGACUGCUUUGCCUGUCAGCUUUGUAAUCAGAGAUUUUGCGUUGGAGACAAAUUUUUCCUGAAGAAUAACAUGAUCCUUUGUCAGACGGACUACGAGGAAGGUUUAAUGAAAGAAGGUUAUGCACCCCAGGUUCGCUGAUCUAGCAUCAUCACCCAGUUAAGAGUAUAAAGCACUACAUUCUUUUAUCUUUUUUGCUCCACAUGUAUAUAAAAAUUGACACAGGAACCUACUGAAUAGCGUAGAUAGAGGGAAGCAGGAUGGUUACAUGGAAUAAAAGGCGGACUGCAUCUGUAUGUAGUGAAAUUGCCCCAGUUCAGAGUUGAAUGUUUAUUAUUGAAGAAAAAAGUAAUGUACAUAUUGCUGGAUUUUUUUGCUUGCUAUUCGUUUUUGUGUCACCUGGCAUGAGAUGUUUAUUUUGGACUAUUGUAUAUAAUGUAUUGUACUAUUUGAAGCACAAAUGUAAUACAGUUUUAUUGUGUUACCA